GUAUAAAUAAAUAAUGAAUAAACUAAACUUUUCUGCAAUAGUUUUAAUUUCGAACUGAAAUAAAUAAUUGCUCCACUCAAUCCACAUAGGAUCAUUUAUGAGGGCCGCUGCGAAAAGUGGCUGUUAGCCGGUGCCGGUGUGUCCCCGCGUCGCGUCGUGGGUAUGGGCAUGGGCCAAACAUGGGUAAGGGUGAGGGAAGCCGUACGAAGACCGGAGCGAAGGGUGAAAAGGGAAGUCGAGUAGCGCGACGGCCUACAGGCGCAGCACGAGGGAGAAGAAGUCGGAAACGCGCGCAUAACCACCUGGCGUCGUGCCUUCCCCCAUUCAAUCCAGUAUCGACCGGCUGGCGAGUUACAAUUUUCGAGGAUACAAAUCGAAAUUCGGCCCGUCUAAAAGUCGAAACUCAGUACGGCACGGGGCACGGGGUGCCCAAUCGAACUCGAAAAUCGAAGCGAGUGCGAGCAUGCGAAUCGAGUAGCCUACUGACACCUAGUAACAAUCAUAAUGGUGGCAAAGAACCACGGGGAUGAUUUCGUGUUGUCGUCGACGUCGUCGUCGUCGCUCCCGUUCUCUUCGUCCUCAAUGUGUUUGCCGCCCCCUCGGGGCUCGUAAAACGAAACGGAAUCGCCAGGAAACCGGCGACGACGACGACGAAGACGUGCUCCUGUUUGCGUUGUUGUUCAGUGUUAGUGCGUCGUUCCCGAUUCUGUGCCCGUGUCCGGCGGUGGCGGCAACGGCGGCAAUCAAAGUCUCCUUGUUCCGAAAUUGUCCGUCAAAGUCAAGUGUCAGUGCCAUAGUUUUAUAUUUAUAUUUCCCCUCUCAUCAAAAUCGCGCCAGAUCCAACACCGGAUCACUACCUGGAUGCAACAACUCGGCAUGGCUGGUGGUGACACUUUCACUUCGGUGACGUCCUUAUGAUGGAAAAUAUUGGAAACAUGAUAGAACAGCAAGCAUUAGGUGAGCAAACGGUCGAUUCUCCAGAUAGUAGUGCGCAUGCGAUAAUAGCCGGUGGCAUGGAGACGCAGGUCGUCCGUAUGAGGCUCGUGUCACGCGCCGUGGUCGAAAGACGUCUCGUCAAACAAGAAGAGGCUGAUGGCCCUCUUUCCGUUAUUGUGCAACCUCAAGAAGAAUCCAGGGACUCGGAAUUACUCAGUCCCGGUAAGCUUAGUCCGGGGUCCGUCACCGUGGCUAAUAUGAUAGACAACAAUGAUUACCGCACCUUGAAUCCCGAACCUACUUACCAGACUCUAACCUCGGUGAACGGCAGAAUGUCGCCUCCAGUUUACAGCCCGAGUUCUUCUUAUGCCACGCUAACACCCUUACAACCUUUGCCGCCCAUAUCAACGAUGUCGGACAAGUUCGCGUACGGCCAUGCUAGUAACGUAACUGGAUCGUUUACCGUCAUGCAAAACAACACUAUCAGCAGCAUUAAUUUGGGCCUGGGAGUUAAUGCUACCACUCCAUAUACGAUGACUAACAUGGGUAUGACUCCACCGCACAACUACUCUUCGCCUGGCAUGGGUAUGCAACAACAAUCUUCUCCUAUCAGCCCCCAAAGUACGUACAGCCAAAACGGAUUACCGUCGCCUCAGAAAAGUAUGUCACCUCCUAGUUACGAUUCCCCUUAUGGUAACCAGCGGGACAUGGUGCCGCGGUUACACAGCCCACAGUUAAGUCCGCCCUCCGCGUCUUUGAACUCACCUGACGGUACCCUAGUUACCAGUUUUAGUUCUACUACCCUAAAUGGACUCGGUUUACAAAAUCACCCUCCUACCUUAGUGCAGAUUGCUCCACAGCAAAGAGACUGUUCCCCAUCACCUCCUGUGGUUACACUGCAAAGUUCGCAGGUAUCUCAACAGCAACAGUCAAUGCAGAUCACCACCAAAACAUCUAGUACUGGUUCGCUCAGUGUUCCUGCGAUAGCAGCAGACGUGGAGGAGAUCAACACCAAAGAACUAGCUCAAAGGAUAAGCGCUGAAUUGAAACGGUAUAGCAUCCCACAGGCUAUUUUCGCCCAAAGGGUGCUGUGUCGAUCGCAAGGAACCCUUUCUGAUCUCUUGAGGAAUCCAAAGCCUUGGUCGAAACUGAAGUCCGGUAGAGAGACCUUCAGGAGAAUGUGGAAAUGGUUACAGGAACCCGAGUUUCAACGGAUGUCCGCUCUCAGGCUAGCAGCUGCGCAGAUACCCCAACGAGGCACUGCGCAGAUUCCUCAACGGGGCAUGUUUUAUGUUGCAGGUUGCAAACGGAAAGAGGACCCUGUCACGAACCAAGAGCAACUCCCUACCCCCAAGAAACCGAGAUUAGUUUUUACAGACCUCCAACGUCGUACUCUUCAAGCUAUUUUUAAGGAAACCAAGAGGCCAUCGAAAGAAAUGCAAGUAACGAUAGCAAGGCAACUUGGACUCGAGCCCACGACAGUGGGCAACUUCUUUAUGAACGCGAGAAGGCGAUCGAUGGACAAAUGGAAAGACGAGGAUCCGAAAUCUUCUCAAGCUCUCCUCCACCAGCAGAUGUCGCCUGGAAUGGACCAGGACGAUUUAGAUCAAGACGGAGAUAUGGACAAUGAUAUGGACGAUCAUGAUGAUGUCUUGUGACAUGCAUUACGAGAUCGACAGUUGUUAUUGCUGUGACACUUUGUUUAAGUGUAGCGUUGUCUAGGACAAUUAGCAUAGUGUAGAUUCACCAAUUGUGUAUUUGACCUACAGGUUUCUUUUUUCAUUUGUUUUCUUUUUUUGCGGCAAAACAAAUAUUCUAUUAUACAAGACAAUCCAAAUGUAUCACUUUAAUUGAUUUUGUGAUGUGUGUUGGCUUCCAGAGGCAUAUUUUAAACAAAUUUUGUAAAAUGACAGGUUUUCGUGUCAAAUUGUACCGUAUUUCUAUAUUUAAUAAAAAUAUGGAACAAAAAAAAAGAUAACUUUGUG
Psylliodes chrysocephalus is the source of this 2921-nucleotide messenger RNA. Lineage: Eukaryota; Metazoa; Arthropoda; Insecta; Coleoptera; Chrysomelidae. The record is from the annotation of a GenBank genome assembly.